Telopea speciosissima is the source of this 942-nucleotide messenger RNA. RefSeq names its product GDSL esterase/lipase At2g40250-like. The coding region runs from base 1 to 942 and encodes 313 amino acids. Gene Ontology annotation, molecular function: hydrolase activity, acting on ester bonds. Lineage: Eukaryota; Viridiplantae; Streptophyta; Magnoliopsida; Proteales; Proteaceae. The record is from RefSeq and is a predicted model, not a curated record. The transcript has 5 exons.
AUGGAGAAGGGACGUGCCAUUAUAUUCUACUUCUUCCUCAUCUUCACUCUUCUUGUUUCCUCUUUCUCUCUUCUUGUAGUUUCUGAUCAAGAAGCAAAUAAUCACAAGAUUACUGCUGUGUUUGCUUUUGGUGAUUCAACUUUAGAUCCAGGGAAUAACGAUGGAUUGACAACUCUAAUGCAUGCUGAUCACCUUCCAUACGGUCGUGACUUCCAAGGUGGUAUCGCUACAGGUCGUUUCACUAAUGGUAAACUCGUUACAGACAUGAUCCUUUGCCUCUGCCGGUUCCGGAUUGGACAACAUGACUGCCGAUAUAAGUUCUGUUAUCAAAAUAAUCACAAUAUUACUGCUGUCUUUGCUUUUGGUGAUUCAACUUUAGACCCAGGCAAUAACGAUAGAUUGACAACUUCAAUGCGAAGUGAUCAUCCACCAUACGGUCGUGACUUCCAAGGUGGUAUCGCUACCGGCCGUUUCACUAAUGGCAAACUCGUUACAGAUAUGAUUGUCUCGAGUCUAGGGAUUAAGGAUUCGGUGCCAGCCUACCUUGAUCCCAAGAUCACCAAUCAUGACUUGCUCACCGGUGUCAGCUUUGCCUCUGCUGGUUCCGGAUUGGACGAUAUGACUGCCAAUAUAGGAAGUGUUAUGCACAUGUCGACUCAAUUGGCCGAUUUUCAGAAAUGCUUAACUCAGAUCCAGGCUACAGUAGGCAAUGCCACUGCAGCUGAUAUAAUCCAGAAUGCCAUAUUCACAGUUGGUGCUUCAACCAAUAAUAUGUUGUUUAACUAUUACGAUAUACCCACAAGGAGGGCGGAGUAUUCGUUGUCGGGUUACCAGGAUUUCCUUCUCAGAAACCUUGAGACUUUUGUCAAGGUGCUGAACGAGCUUCUCUCCCUAACUUCAGAAAUCUCCAAUGUCUUGUUGCAAAUAGCUGCUCUUUGGUAA